GUAGAGGUGCGCAAUUAUCUGAUCUGAUCUGAUCUGAUGGGAAGAAGGCGACAAGGCUACCAUUUCUAUUAUCGUACCAUUAUGAUGAUGGCAUGUAGAAAGAUUUUUAUAUAUUAAAUAAAGACCCCAAAUUUCCCCAAACCACUUUGUCUUCUUCAAUAUUGCAACUUCAAUAGCCACUAUUUGUGUGAGAGCAUUUCAGAAUCCAGAUACAUCUUCAAUAUGAACACUGUGAAAUCGUUCUGGGUUGGAUGGGGCUCAUUGUGCGUCGCCGGUGGGACAGCAUACUAUUUCGCAAAGCAAUCGAUCAACGCAGAUAGAGCCGCGCGAUUCGAGGCAGAUCAGAAACGCAAGAGGCAGCAGGAAGCCCUGGAAUAUUCUGGCAGAACAGAUGGUUAUGCGGGGUCAGGAAGCAAUGGCGGGCCAGCAAAAUUGGACUCUGCCGGUUCUCCAAGCCAAGAAGUAUCGACAACUGAGCCUGCGCCAACAAGACAUGCACCGGCGAGCGAGGGACAGCGCGUAAGGGAAAAGAGCAAAUACGAACCGUCGGAACCAUUCAGAUCAAAGAAAGGCGAUAGGUUCAGUUAAAUUGAGCGACUUCAUCAUCGUUAGAUUAACGCAAAUCUACUCACGACAAUUUGGUUUGGUAUUGGAGUUGGCGCUGGAAACUGGGUGCUCCUAUGUAUGUGUAUACGUUAAUCUAACAAAACUCUACUCCUAUCGAAUUCUCGGAUUAUGUGAGCCCUUUGAAACUUGUUGUUCCUCUUAUACGAGUAAUUGUUGCUACAAUCGAGCACACAAUUUGUUCGCCGUAGACAAGAAAACAGAAAGAUUCAUUACCC
Messenger RNA from Botrytis deweyae, 842 nucleotides. RefSeq lists its product as uncharacterized. The coding region runs from base 223 to 588 and encodes 121 amino acids. The transcript has 4 exons. The record is from RefSeq and is a predicted model, not a curated record. Lineage: Eukaryota; Fungi; Ascomycota; Leotiomycetes; Helotiales; Sclerotiniaceae.